Molecule: messenger RNA, 1695 nt
Organism: Lycium barbarum (goji berry)
Lineage: Eukaryota; Viridiplantae; Streptophyta; Magnoliopsida; Solanales; Solanaceae
Exons: 6
Coding region: 1-1695 (564 amino acids)
Molecular function (GO): RNA-DNA hybrid ribonuclease activity; nucleic acid binding
Source: RefSeq, a predicted model, not a curated record
AUGGUAACUGAGGAUGAAAAUUUAACUUUGGUGGCUUUGCCUAAUAUAGAAGAAGUUAAAAGUACAGUGUUUGCAAUGAAUGAUGACAGAUUUGCAGAAGAUUUUGUUGACAUGAUCUGGAGACUGAUUGCAAAUAAUUGGUAUUCAGUAAUGUUUAAUGGUCAGCCAUAUGGUUUCUUUCACUCUACUAAGGGGGUUAAGCAGGGUGACCGUUUGUCAUCAUCAGUUUUUAUACUUGCUGCUGAAAUACUGUCAAGAGCUUUGAACAACCUAUUUGAAGAUCCUAUGAUUAGAGGCUAUGGCUUGCCUAAGUGGAGUGCUGAUUUAAAUAACUUGAGCAUCAUGGAGGAGAAGAGGAAUGGGCAUUGGACAUCAUGGCAAAAUAUGUGUUUUCCAAAAGAGGAAGGGGGCAUGGGAUUGAGGUCUCUUUUUGAUAUUUCAAAGGCCUUGUUUGCAAAGCUAUUGUGGAGAUUCAGAACUAGUUGCACGCUAUGGUCCACAGUCAUGUCAAACAAAUAUUGCAAGAAACAUAUUCCAACUCUGGUUAAAUGCAAAGAAGGAUCACAGUUGUGGAAAAGAAUGCUAGAAGCUAGAGAUGAAAUGGAACAACACACUUGGUGGGAAACAAAAAAUGGUUCAUCUAGUCUAUGGUUCGACAACUGGACUAGACUAGGACCAUUGAUCAAACUUUUACAAGUUGGUUAUCAGGUCAAUGAAGAUUUAGAAGAUGUGUAUGCUGUGUUAUCAGAAGGAAAAUGGGAUAUUGAUCUGUUGCACACAAUAGUUCCUGAGGAAAUUAUAGAUCACAUAAGGUCUAAAUUGAUACUUCAGGAGGGGGAAAGACAAUGUGACAAACCAUGGUGGAUGCUGACAAGUGCAGGGAAAUUCACAGUAAGUAGUGCAUGGGAGAUUAUUAGACAGAAAAAACAGCAAUGUUGCAUGGUUCCUCAACAAGAAACUAUGAUUCAUCUGUUUUUAACUGGGGAAUUUGCAGCAGAGAUUUGGCAGGUAUUUGUAGCAGCAGUAGGAGUUAAUGGUCCUUUUGUACAGAUCAAUCAAGCUGUCACUAAAUGGUGGACAACAAAGUGCAACUCCAAGCUGAGGCCUUUUUAUCAAGCAGCUCCAUCCAUCAUUAUGUGGCAUUUGUGGAAAAGGAGAAAUACAAAGAAAUACUAUUGCUUGACACUGCUAGAGAAUUGGCCACAACUGGUGCAGGUUUUAGAAGUUCAUCAGCCAUAUAUUACUUGUACAACUGUGCAGUGGUUAGUUCCUCCAACAGGGAACUUAAUGUUUACAUGGGAAAGUAAAACAGCAGAAGCAUCCUCUCUUGAGGCUGAGGCAAAGGCAAUCUUAGAAGGAGUAAUCUAUUGUGCUAAUAAUCAGUUUGUUCCCCUUAUUAUAGAGAGAGACUCACUUCUCAUGAGAAAGGUGUUAGAAGGGGAAUGGAAAGUAUGCAUGGACAUUAAUAAGAUUCAGGAAUGGAGACAGAAAGGGCAAACUCAAAUGGCUCAUAUGUUCAGAGAAGGCAACAAACUAGGAGAUUAUUUGGCUAACAUGGUUGUUCAUUUUGAAGGUUUUCUUCAAUAUCAUUCUUAUCAGGAUCUUCCAGCUGAGGCAAAGACUAUUGUUUUAAGUGACAAAAUGCAGAAGCCAAGAUUUAGAUUCAAGACUUGGAAAACUAAGGAACCAGAUUGA